CAACGCAUGAAACAGUGGCGCGUGAAACCCAUAGACAGCAAAGGUGCGUGCAAUGCUCAUCAACUGCGUUCACUUGUGAGUUAGAGCAGCGUUAUGGACUUGACUGUGGAGGAGAACCCGUUCGAAAAUGAGGACCCGUUCACUCACACCUGGACAGACGAGGAGACAGACGAGGAGGAGACCAGCAAAGACAACGGAGCCUUCGUAGAGGGGACAGAGGGGAGACUGUCUCCACAGUCCGAUAGAUCUUCAAACUGGGAUGAUGAGUGUGUGGACGAGCAGGACGGGGCACUGAUGGGGAGUGGUGGAGAGGGACGGAUGCUCAAGCUGAGGAGGAACUUACACCAGCUGGACAGCCUCUACGCACAGAAGGAGCUCCGUGUGCUGAAGGCCAGAGAGGAGCUGAGAGUGUGUUGCCUGCAUCUUGCUGAGCUUCAGGGGGAAAGAGAGGCGUUGGAGGAACUCAUUGACAGAGAGAAACAGGAGGAAAACAGUGUUGGGGUGUUCCGAAUGCGAGCCCAGCACAAGCGAGUGUGUGUGAGGAGCUCCACAGAGAGGAGGAACUGCAGGCUCUCAUCUCCAUGGCCUUAAGGGAACACGAGCUGGAGCUGUAUCAGGUGGAAGUGAAGAUGGCUGGUGUGUGUGAUCUGCAUGAGGAGCAGAAUGAUCAAGAGCAGAAGAAACAGGAGAGACGCCUCCACCUGGAGAAGACCAAGGCCAGGGCACACCAUAAGAGGAUACAGCAGGACAGAGCUAAGAAGAAGGCUGAGGAUGAACAGGAGCAGGCUGCACAACUCCAUGCUCAAGAACAGAGCAAGACCAGCCAACGCAAGGCCUCGCAAUACAUACGAGAGACCAUCAACAGAAUUCAGCGCAUGGAGUCUGAGAAAGAGGAGAGGAGCAGAGAGGAGGUGAAGAGAAGAACAGACGCUGUGCUCUCACUGAAGAACAACAUCGCAGCCUCACAGGAGGCCUUGCGUGUGCAGAGGGCGCGUGCCCUCCAGGCCCAGAGGCGUAGCCGUCAGCAGGACCUGCAGACGGAGGCUCUGCAGAUUGAGGGUGGCAACACCACCCGGGAGCUGCAUCAGCAGCGCGUGCUCAACGACCAGCAGCGCAGGAAGGAGGAGUUGGAGGACAGGCAGAGGGCUCGGAGAAUGGAGAUUGUCUCCAAACUAUUGCAGGAGGAGGAGGUUAUGGAGAAACGCAAACAACAACAGGCCCCACCCCUCCCAGCGGCCCUGCCCAAAGGAGCACACAGGACCAUGGCAAACAGGAAGACCUUUGAGAAGAUCCUGCAGAAGCUGGAGCCAGUGAUCUCAGAAGCUGUGGAACACACACCUAUGACGCUUCCCACACAGCCACAGAGGGAGCAGCUUCGAGGGAUGAGUGACACCUCCUCAGACGAAUCCUCAGAGGAGGAAGGUGCGGACUCUGCUGGAGAGGAAGAGGAAGAUGAGGAAGAGGAAAGUGGGUCAGAUGAGAGUCUGCCAGAGACUGGGUGCUCGCUGGAGGAGCUGGCUGCGAGGCCCCCAGUGAAAGAGCGCCACCCUGUGGUGGCAUGUAGAGCGCAGGCUCCCCUGAUGAGGAAGAAGGCUGGGAGAGGAUUUAAAGGCCCCCCCUUCAUCAGCAAGCCAGCUGCCAUUCAUUUCAAGGACUUUGACAUUGGCAGGGUGUACAGGAAGAGGAUCACCCUGACUAAUGUGACUUACUCCACCAACUACUGCAAGCUGCUGGGCAUCAGCACUCACCUGAUGGACUUCAUAUCUCUCAGCUUCCAGCCGCCAGGCCCCAUGUCCCCGGGCAUGGCUUGUGAGAUGGAGGCUCUGUUCAAACCAGUGCUGAAUGAAGAUCUGGAGGGGGAGGUGUGUUUCUCCUCUGCAGCAGGAAGCUUCUCUGUGCCUGUCAGGUGCACCACCAAGAAAUGCCAGAUGGUGGUAGAUAGUAGCCUCAUUGAGUUUGGGAGCCAUGUGGUGGGCCAGACAAUUUCACGCGUCAUCACCCUUAGCAACAGGGGGGCCCGCGGCACUCGUUACUUCCUGCUUCCCUCCGCGUCCUCCAAUCACACGCGCCUUCACACACCAAGCCACGCCUCUUCCCCCAGCACUAAGAUGCCUGUCAGCAGAGAGGAGUCUGUAGAACAGAUUUUGGGGGAGAGCAGAGGAGCGCACCAGAGUCCAGACAGCCCAGCUAAACACUCAGGGGGUUCCCCAGCAACUUUAUGUGUAAGUGUGUGUGGUGAGGAGGCAGUGUGUGUGGACUCCCCCAUUGUUCUGACCCAGUCAGAGCUGGACCAGCUGUCAGACCAGCACCAGCAGCACCAGCAGAACCAGCAGCCGGAGCCAGAGCCAAGCCCACACUUCCCCACUCCAGACAGCACCGAGCCCAGCAGCGACACCGCCACCGACACCAGCACAGAGAUUCAGCUGCCACAGGUCAGAGAGGGUGAGGUGGGCCCCUUCGGCAGCACCAAGAUCCACAUCACCUUCAAUCCCACAAUCCCCGGCGAUGCCCACCUGGACUUCCAGAUCAGCUUCUCAGAGCCAGACUGCCAGGCGAUCAGUGUGAGUGUGAGCGGGACGGCGGUGACCGCACCAGUGUGUGUGACGCAGCCCGACCUGGACCUGAAGAUCUGCAGCUACGGCCGCCUCUACCAGCAGAGCAUUACCGUACAGAGCAGGGCAAACAGAGCUCUGCAUUUGGUGUUUAAUGUGUGUAAGGAGCUCAGGAACCACAUGGAGAUUCUGCCCAAGACCGCCUAUGUCCAGGCCCGCUCCACCUUUCAGGCCCAGUUCAAGUUCCUGCCCAGGCGGUCAUUGCCAGCGGACGCCGGGAGAUUCUUUGAUAAGGAGACUGGAGUCCUGGAGGUCCCUCUCUCUGUUCAAGUAGCAGACCAGGUGCGGCCCAUCCCCAUCAUGGUGCACGCAGUGGUCACAACCUCUGACCUGGAGUUUGAACACACAGAGCUGGACUUCGGCCACUGCUCCGUCCGGGAGUCCGUCAAGCUCAGCCUGCGCCUCACCAACCGCUCACUGCUGCCACAGGACUUUGGCUUCCUGGGGGUACCUAAGUGUAUCAACGUGCAGCCGGGUGACGGCUUCGGGACGCUGUUGCCCCUGGAGACCCUGGAACUGGACGUGAUGUUCAGCCCCCAGACGGCCGGAGACUACAGCUUCCAGCUCACCUGCAGGACAGGUGCCAACAGGGUGGUGUGUGUGCAGUGUCGGGGGGUGGGGGUACAGCCGGUGCUGGAGCUGUCCCACACGCUGGUGGAGUUCCGGGCCACUGCGGUGGGGAGCCGCUCCUCCGCCUGCCUCUACGUGCUCAACACACACACCAGCACCAACCAGUUCACACACAACGUCCCCCGAGUCGGGCCCGGCCCCCCCGCCCCCAUCGGCCCCCGCAGGUUCGCCUUCUGCCCCCCCAACACCACCCAGCUCACGGUCACCCCCACCCAGGGGCGCGUGCUGCCCGGAGAGAGAUGUUUGGUGCAGGUUACGUUUACUCCCUCCCUCUCUGAUGACAUCAUCAAAGCAGAAGCAUCUCGUCUUCUGGCAGUGAAGCAGCAACAAGCAGCUGAGCUCUCAAGCAAAGCCACCAGCCUUGACACACCUGUGCAGCCCACCAAGAAGGAGGCAUUACCAGAACCCAAGAAGAGCAGGAAGCCUCCAGUAAAGAAGAACAGCAAAGCCAUCCUCAGUCCCAAAACAGCCAGUCCACCCAACACCCAGCAGGGUGGUGAGGAGUUGGGCCCUGCUGUGGAAGGUCUGCUGCGAUCCUUCAAAGACACACACCAGCGCUUCAUUGUCCCCUGCUUCGUUUCUGAUGGAGACGCCACCGAACCUGAACAGGACUGCACCUACAGUCCCCAUAACAUCCUGUACCUGGAGCUGAGGUGCCCAGUGGUGCGACCCGCCCUGCUGCUCCUCAACCACAGCAGCGGAUACCACACAAUCAACUACCAGCAGGUGCUUCUGGAUGAGAAAGUGGUGAAGAAAGUCACUGUGCAGAACAUCUGUGAGGAGAGUCUGGAUCUGACAUCUUCAGUGCUGGACCUGAGCGGCCCCUUCCUUUUGCUCAACGCCCUCAGGUCGCUCAGACCAGGAGACACAUACACACUGCUGCUGGCCUUCACACCCACUGAGGAGAAGAAGUACCGGGAAGUUCUGGAGGUGCGCUGCAGUAGGAUGAAUCUGGAGCUCACUCUGUGUGGAGAGGGUGUGAAGCCGCUGGUCACAUGUACACUCAAAGGACCAGUCAUGGACUUUGGAUACGUGCUGGAGAAUGACAGUGCAUCUCAAAUCAUCAAAUUGCAUAAUGGCUCAGUCUUGUCAGUAAAGUUCACAGCAUCUCUGGCCAGUCCGCCACCCACACACACACAGCAGCUGUCUGUCGACCAAUCAGAUGACAUUGAACGAGCACAAAAUGCAUCUUCCACUACAAUAGAUGGCCAAAGCUGUGGUGGUCGGUGUGCGUUUCUCGUGUCUCCUGCAGAGGGCGCUAUUCCUCCGGGUAAAUCUAUGGAUGUCACCGUCACCUUCCAGCCUGACCACGAGAGCCUCACACACUCCGACACAGUGACCAUUCAGCUCUCCAACAAGCAAACGGUGUGUGCAGUAGACUUGAAAGGAGCAUCUCGCCACAACAUCAUGUACCUGUGUGGAGGAGACCCUCUGAAGGACAAUCUGACAGACCCAACCCAAGACGUGGAGAAGGCCCCUAACCCGGUGCUGUUGAUCCUGAGGAGUGACGGGGGCGUCACUGCCUCUCGCUCACUGGAGGUGGGCUGCAUACGCACCAGCCAGCCUGGGGCCAAGAAGAGCGUGGAGUUUGUGUGGGAGAACGCUGCGCUGCUGAAGCAGAAGGGGUUCAGUGUGGAACCCCCCAAGGGCAACGUGGAUGCUGGAGCCAGGCGCACCCUCACCGUCACAUGGGCGCCCCCUAAAGGCACAACGCUGGAUGAGGUGGUGGAAGUGACUACUUCACUCACACUGAAAGGAAAUGAGACGGAAGUUUACAGUGUGACCCUUCAAGCGUUACCCCUUCAACCACACUCCUGCUGAUCCAGAUUCACACAUACACUCAUACACCCACGUGCGCACACACACACACACACACACACACACACACACACACAUACACUGAUACACGCAUACACACGCACACACACACACUCAU
This is a messenger RNA of Alosa alosa (allis shad), 5178 nucleotides long. RefSeq names its product cilia and flagella associated protein 74 (gene cfap74). The record is from RefSeq and is a predicted model, not a curated record. NCBI's taxonomy places the organism in Eukaryota, Metazoa, Chordata, Actinopteri, Clupeiformes, Clupeidae.